This is a messenger RNA of Anopheles arabiensis, 1162 nucleotides long. RefSeq lists its product as uncharacterized. The transcript is spliced from 5 exons. Gene Ontology annotation, cellular component: transcription regulator complex; nucleus. The record is from RefSeq and is a predicted model, not a curated record. The coding region runs from base 146 to 988 and encodes 280 amino acids. Gene Ontology annotation, biological process: regulation of transcription by RNA polymerase II. NCBI's taxonomy places the organism in Eukaryota, Metazoa, Arthropoda, Insecta, Diptera, Culicidae.
GAAUGCUUCGUUUGUUUACAUUGCAUACUGAACCAAACAAUUGCUCCCUACCCGUACAAAACGAUUAUUUCGGACGCACUUGUUUUCCAGCUAUUUCUGGCUAUAUUUCUACUCCAUUAGUCAAUAGUUUGCCAAAAACCCGGCAAUGAACGAGACAAUGAAGAGAUCACGGAAGAAGACGAUCUGGAUGACCGAGGACGAAACGUUGAAUCUCAUCUCGGUCAUACGGGAGCAUCGGUGCCUGUGGGACCGGACGUACCGGAUCAACAACCAGCAGCCGAGCCGGGAAGAAGCGUGGGAGACCGUCUCGCAAACCGUGGGCUGCAGCGCAUACGACCUGAUGGAAAAGUGGCGAUCUCUGCAGUCCUCGUACAGGAAAUGCAAAAUGCGUUGCAGAACUGUUGGACCCGACUCGGUAACCUGGGUGUACUUUCCAGCCAUGAAAUUCCUGGAUGGACCAAACGAACAGAGCAGUAUAAAUCCUCGAAAGAUGCGUGUGGUGUGCAAAGGUCCCAACAAUAUUAAUCCAGUGCGCAAAUUGAAGCUAAAAAUGCGAAGGAACCUAUUUCCAAACAGCGUCACACAACGACAACCGAUGCAAGACAACCCUCCCACGGCAUUGAAUCAACCCGAGCCACCCGUCGAUGGUGUAGUAAAGAAUGAACCGGCAAUGGAUUCACCAUCUCCACCAGCACCGCCACCCGAUUUCGCUGCCGCUCACAAUGAGGUUGAGAGAUUGGAAGAAUGUUCAGCUCGCCCUCCCGAACCGAAACAGAUUCCUCGCAACCAAACGCACCAUUCGAUCAGUAUUCAACCGCAUGCCGUCGGCGAACAGGAUGAAGAUUUUUUCUACGUACAAGGCGUAGCGUACUUACUGAAACAGUUUCCGGCUCCAGUGAAACGAAAGCUUCAGAUUGAAAUUCACGACCUGAUCGUAAAGGCGCAGAAGCGGCAGUACGAGCAACAGUUCGGAGAUUCAUUUGACUAACGGCAAACAAGUACAAGCAGAUGAUACGCGAAUGACAUGACUUAUUUUAAUUGAUUGAACUCUGAAAAUAUGGAAAGGAAACACAGCUCGUGACAGAUAUGGAAUGAAGAUGGAAUUAAGAUGAAAAUAAUUGAAUAACAAAUGAAAAUAAAACUUUUCAACAACUCAAACCGA